This is a messenger RNA of Doryrhamphus excisus (bluestripe pipefish), 1580 nucleotides long. Its product is annotated as D-serine dehydratase. Gene Ontology annotation, biological process: D-serine catabolic process. NCBI's taxonomy places the organism in Eukaryota, Metazoa, Chordata, Actinopteri, Syngnathiformes, Syngnathidae. Gene Ontology annotation, molecular function: D-serine ammonia-lyase activity. The record is from RefSeq and is a predicted model, not a curated record.
CCUCCCCGGAAGUCUGGUCCCUGAAUGAAGCUGUUGGUAAAAUGUGACGUCUUGUGCGAAUGUUUUUUUUUCAUGUUUUAAUGUAUCUGUAUUCUAACUUUAUCUGUGGUAGAAUAUUUCAACAAUGUAAUCGCUUGUGGGUAACCAAACGCGCUCUGCCCCGUGACGCCUGAACAAACACUUCCGUGGUUUAGGUAAACAAACAAGUAAACAUUACUAUGCAGAUUGUUUGACUGUGUUCGAAGUCCGCCUCUUGUUCGCUUACACAAGAAUUAAGAGUUUCAGCUGCACACAACCUCCACACCGUGCUCCCAAUAUGGACGGGGAGCCCAUUUCAUCCUUGUGUACUCCUGCUCUGGUGGUGGACGUGGACAAAGUGAAGAAAAAUGCCCAAAGUAUGAUUGAACGGUGUGAGAAGCUGGGAGUUCAGCUUCGUCCUCACAUGAAAACCCACAAAACUCUUGAGUGUGCUGACAUCAUGACAGGAGGUUCACGGCGGUGCAUUGUGGUUUCCACACUGGCAGAGGCCGUUUUCUAUGCCGACCAUGGAUUUGAUGACAUCCUCUAUGCUUAUUCUCUUCCUUUUGAUAAGGUGGAGCGCUGUGCCACCUUGUCCGAGCGCCUGGAGCUCUUCCAGGUUUUGCUGGACCAUCCCGAAGCUCUGGAGCAGCUCAAAAAGCGACCCCUGAGAGACGGUCGACUGUGGCAUGUGUGGUUGAAAUUGGACUGUGGCAACGGCAGAGCCGGCAUCCUCCAUUCAGACCCUGAAGCGCUCAGACUGGCGCAGGCUAUUGCCGGAACGCCGGGCGUUGAGCUAACAGGGGUGUACGCUCACUGUGGGAACACCUACAGCUGCACAGGAGUACAAGACAUCCAGGCUGUCGCGAAGGAGACCACCAGCUUCACUCUUCAGUUCAUGGAAAAAUUAAAGGCUGUUGGCAUAACCUGCAAGUCAAGCAUUGGCUCCACCCCCUCCUGCAGUCGCCCAGUCCCGGACAUGGCGCAGCUCAGCGAGGUUCACCCAGGAAACUACGUCUUUUACGACGCGCAGCAGUCUUUGAUUGGCUCAUGCAGUUUGGAAGACGUGGCGGUGCACGUUUUGACAAGAGUCAUUGGGCACUGUCCCCACAGGAACCAGCUGUUGAUUGACUGUGGAUGGACUGGUUUAAGUUUGGACGGGGCUGGCAAACUCCCAACCGGCUACGCUGUGAUUGAAGGACAUCCGAAUCUCAAGCUGCUGUCUAUGACCCAGGAGCAUGGGAGAGUGGAGCCCAUCGUGGGGAAGCUGGAUUAUAGCAAGUACCCUCUGGGCUCUCUGCUCACACUGAUCCCAUACCAUUCAUGCGCUACAGCUAUGAUGCAUCCUGUCUAUCAUGUGCACUGUCAGGGCAUUCUUCUGGGCAAGUGGACCCCAACACGUGGAUGGUGACUACAGUGUGUGUUCAUGCUGUGAUGAAAACAUCCUGGAAUAGUUCACCUGUAUGUUAAUUCACUAAUAACGGAUGGCUGUGCUCCGCCAUAGCUCUUGCAAAAUGAUUAUGUGCUACAAAAAAAUGUCUAACGAAAUGAUUAAUCUACAA